Molecule: messenger RNA, 1052 nt
Organism: Plutella xylostella (diamondback moth)
Lineage: Eukaryota; Metazoa; Arthropoda; Insecta; Lepidoptera; Plutellidae
Biological process (GO): regulation of transcription by RNA polymerase II
Cellular component (GO): nucleus
Molecular function (GO): RNA polymerase II transcription regulatory region sequence-specific DNA binding; DNA-binding transcription factor activity, RNA polymerase II-specific
Source: RefSeq, a predicted model, not a curated record
GCGGAUACCGGUGCAGUCUAUGCCCACACAAGUUCCCCGAAUCCUCUGAACUAAAAACUCACUUUUCGAACCGACAUCGCAACGUAGACUUCAUAAUGCGACUACAGGCGGGCAUGUUUGAACGAUCCACGAAACUAGACGUCACAUUUCUCCGCUGUUCACUUUGCAACGUCGAGCUAGACAAAUUGGACGACUUGAAAGCGCAUUUGCAAAUGGAACACGGCAAGGUUAUCCACAACGAUGUUACAAACUACAUGGUGCCAUUCAAGUUUGAGAAGCCAGGGUUCCAUUGCGUGGAAUGCGCGGCGGAAUUCGGAGAAUUCAAGCCGUUGUUCGAACACAUGCACCACCACUACCGAAACUAUGUCUGCGAUCAGUGUGACGCCGGCUUCGUCACUAAAAACGCUAGGAACUCGCACCAAGCGAGACACGGAUACGGCACGUAUUCGUGCUUACAGUGUGACAAGACGUUUCCUAGCGCGCAGCAUCUGAGCUCCCACGUGACGAGAGUCCACGAUAAAGUCAAGAUGUCCCGUUGCCAUCUUUGCUUGGAGAAAUUUACCGAUAUCUUUAAAAAGGCGCAGCACACUGAAGAAGUCCAUGGCAUAGUACAGCCGAAAGCCGUCUGCAGCGCGUGUUCAAGGGAGUUUAAGAACCACAGGAGUCUAAAGAUCCACGUCAAACGGGACCACCUGAUGGAGAGGCGGCAUAAAUGCGAGUUUUGCGAGAAAGCGUUCUACACGGGCAGCCAGUUGAAACACCACGCUAUAAAACAUAUUGACGCGCCGAAGAGCUUUAAAUGCUCGAUGUGUCCGAAAGCGUAUGACAGGAGAAAGACGCUGAUGAAUCACAUGCGGUCACAUACGGAGCUACUGCAGUUCCAUUGUCAAAUGUGCGACAAAGAGUUUAUGAGCCAAGUGGGCGUGGACUAUCAUGUGAAAAUGAAACACUCAGCUACCUCUUCCUAAGUUAUUGUCAGAUUGAUAAUAAUAGUUUGAAAUGUUUACACAUAAAAUUAUUGUAAUUAUUACUAGGGCUAAUUAAAUAAUAGA